This is a messenger RNA of Rhopalosiphum maidis (corn leaf aphid), 1006 nucleotides long. RefSeq lists its product as uncharacterized. The transcript has 6 exons. The record is from RefSeq and is a predicted model, not a curated record. Bases 127 to 768 code for a protein of 213 amino acids. Lineage: Eukaryota; Metazoa; Arthropoda; Insecta; Hemiptera; Aphididae.
CCAUCCAAUAAAUAUUAUUGCCGCCGCCGCCGCCGCCACCGUCGCUUAGCAAAUCGCAAUUCGAAAACCGUGACCAGUCGACUGACCGCCUGCUAUUGUUGCAUUAAACAAUCACGAACAUAAACAAUGUCUAAUUUCAACAAAAAGGAAGUUGACAUCAUUUACAACAAAGUGGUGUCUUUAGGUAGUGAUGUUAGUAUCAAACGUAUAUCAGAAGAAGACAUUAAUGUAUUGACAAAUUCCAGACCUACAUAUCAUAGAAGAUUGAUCGGGAAUAGUACUUCAGUAACGACUACUAAUACAAAUUUGGAAAUUAAUUUGAGAAGCAGUAUUUCAAAAAAUACUGGAAAUGCAUCGGAAACAAUUGGUCCUUGUACUUCUAGUACAUCAAUAUACCCCGUAAAAGCACCUCGAAUGGCUACUACUAGUUAUUCUCCAGCACAAGUGGAUAAUUACAGAAAUACUAUUCCAGUGUUUCCUGCUCUAAGACCUAAUAAUACAACAGUUUUUAUUAAAAACGUACAGCACCAACCACAAUUAAAUAUAAAUAUAACAAAUAACACAUAUAAUACCAAUGUAACACUUCCCAGCAAUCAGCCACCCCAGGAUUUAAACUUUUUCUCUUAUUGUGACGCAGACAAUUGUUACAAUAUAGGAACAAUGGUAUGCCAAUUUUGUUAUUUAACAAUAUACUGUAGCGAAGAAUGUCGGCGGAGACAUCGAGAAUUUGGGAAUCAUAAAUGUAAUAUAGUUAAUAACCCCAUUUAAACUCUUUACACUAAAUGGAACUUGUGCUUAUGCUACUCAAAUCGGAUCACAUUUCAAUUUAUUAUUUAUGUUCGCUGCUCAAAGAUGUCACAAAACAUUUUAUUCGAGUACCUAAUCAAUUCCAGACUGAAACCAUACUUGAUAAUAUGAACUACUACGAUUGAUUAUUAUACGAAAAAAUAUGUCUACAAUUCAAUAAAUAGCAACUAAUUGAGUUGUGUGACAUGGGAUGGAAGUU